AUGUUCACUAAACUCUUCCAGCAGUGGAGUUUUGCAGUGUUUCUGCUGAGCUAUUCCGUGCCCUCUUACGGCAGAUCAGUAGAGGGGAUCAGCCGCAGACUCAAACGAGCUGUCUCAGAGCACCAGCUAUUGCACGACAAAGGCAAGUCCAUCCAAGAUUUACGGAGAAGAAUAUUCCUUCAGAAUUUAAUCGAAGGCGUCAACACUGCAGAAAUCCGCGCCACGUCGGAGGUGUCGCCUAACCCCAAGCCUGCCACCAACACAAAGAACUACCCUGUCCGCUUUGGCAGCGAAGAUGAGGGCAGAUACCUAACUCAGGAGACAAACAAAUCCCAGACCUACAAGGAGCAGCCCUUGAAGGCGUCAGGGAAGAAGAAGAAAGCAAAGCCUGGGAAGCGCAAGGAGCAAGAGAAGAAGAAGAGGCGAGCCCGCUCGGCUCGGCUGAACCCCGGCACGCUGGGAAGCGCUGGGACCGCGAGCCCGCUCCUGGGCAGCUCCGCUCCUACACACAAUCACACCUGGAGGUAA
Messenger RNA from Indicator indicator, 528 nucleotides. It is a transcript of the gene PTHLH, whose product is annotated as parathyroid hormone like hormone. Gene Ontology annotation, molecular function: peptide hormone receptor binding; hormone activity. Bases 1 to 528 code for a protein of 175 amino acids. The record is from RefSeq and is a predicted model, not a curated record. Gene Ontology annotation, cellular component: extracellular region. Lineage: Eukaryota; Metazoa; Chordata; Aves; Piciformes; Indicatoridae. The transcript is spliced from 2 exons. Gene Ontology annotation, biological process: regulation of chondrocyte differentiation; adenylate cyclase-activating G protein-coupled receptor signaling pathway; osteoblast development.